AUGUCUCGUGAAGCCUACCAGGUGCCCUCUAUGGGCACCCAGAACGCCUUUGGCAAUGAGGGCAGCGGGUUCAACUCCAUGGCCGUCGACAGCCCCUCGGUCGUCUAUCUCUGCGGCGAGUGCUCCGCGCGCGUUCCCCUGAAGCGCGGCGACCAGAUCCGCUGCAAGGACUGCGGUCACCGUGUGCUGUACAAAGAGCGAACCAAGCGCAUGGUUCAGUUCGAAGCUCGGUGA
Messenger RNA from Penicillium cinerascens, 234 nucleotides. Its product is annotated as Rpo12/RPC10 RNA polymerase subunit family protein. The transcript has 2 exons. Gene Ontology annotation, biological process: DNA-templated transcription. The record is from RefSeq and is a predicted model, not a curated record. Lineage: Eukaryota; Fungi; Ascomycota; Eurotiomycetes; Eurotiales; Aspergillaceae. Bases 1 to 234 code for a protein of 77 amino acids. Gene Ontology annotation, cellular component: RNA polymerase I complex; RNA polymerase II, core complex; RNA polymerase III complex. Gene Ontology annotation, molecular function: DNA binding; zinc ion binding; DNA-directed RNA polymerase activity.